This is a messenger RNA of Eucalyptus grandis, 2266 nucleotides long. RefSeq names its product serine/threonine-protein kinase/endoribonuclease IRE1a-like. The transcript has 2 exons. The record is from RefSeq and is a predicted model, not a curated record. Gene Ontology annotation, molecular function: ATP binding; RNA endonuclease activity; protein serine/threonine kinase activity. Gene Ontology annotation, cellular component: IRE1-TRAF2-ASK1 complex. Bases 1101 to 1973 code for a protein of 290 amino acids. NCBI's taxonomy places the organism in Eukaryota, Viridiplantae, Streptophyta, Magnoliopsida, Myrtales, Myrtaceae. Gene Ontology annotation, biological process: intrinsic apoptotic signaling pathway in response to endoplasmic reticulum stress; protein phosphorylation; IRE1-mediated unfolded protein response.
UUCCUUUCGUUGCUGCUGAGCCUUUUGGGCUCUCCUCAAGCCACGCUCGUGGUUUCAUCAGUUUGUAGUUCAGAGCUGAUCGAGUGUCGCUGACGUUGCGGUUUGAUCCUCGCCGGCUGUCUUUCGGGCUGAGCAACCGUGAUUUGGCGUCAGUUCGGAGCAGAUGAGACAGAGUGUUGAUGUGCUUGCCUGUUGGGAUUCUCAAGUCUCUUCAAGCUUUUGCUAGGCAAAGGAGCAAGGGAGAGACAUUAUUCCCACAGUCCGACACAUACUCUUUGCCUUCAUAUUUUAAGUGAUUAUUGACGAUGAAAGUCAUGACACGGACAAGCAUAUCUUCAGAGAAGGAUGGCAGACUUCAUAACAGGUGGAGUGGUGAUGAGGGUGAUUGUAAUUUGAAAACACUUCCCAAUUGGAGAAAAGGAUGCGAGUCUAGAAAGAGCAAUGGAAGUCUUGACAGAAAGGAGGAGCAUGUCUGUUCAGAGAAUCGAGCAGUCUUGGUAAUCCUUGGACCUACGACGAGGGUGAUCCUAAUUUGAAGUUGCCUCCCAAGAUGAAGAAAGCACACAAGUCAAAAGCGAGUGUUGCAAGUCUUGACAGACAGGACAAGCAUGUCUCUCCAGAGAUCAAAGGCAAGCUUGGUAGUAGUAGGACCAAUGGUAAGGGUCUUUCUAAAAUGAAAUUGCCUUGCUUGAUGAAGAAAACACAGGUGUCCGGAAAGAGAGAAGAAAAUCUUGACAAAAAGGACAAGCAUGUCUCUUCAGAGAACCAAGGCAGGCUUGGUAAGAGUGAGAGUGGUGGUGACAUUGAUUGUAACGCGAAAACACUUCAAGACAAACAAAAGCUGUGAGUCUGGAAAGAGCAACGGAAGUAUUGACAGUACGUAGGAGCAUGUUUCUUUAAAGAAUGAAGGCAGGCUUGGUAAUCAUAGGAGCAACGAUGAAGGUGAUCCUCAUUUGAAGGCGCUUUCCAAGAGGAAGAAAAAGCGCCAGUCCAGAAAGAAAAAUCAAAGUCUUGACAACAAGGACGAGCAUGGUUCUUUAGAGAAUGAUGACAGGAUUUGUAAUGGUAGGAGCCAUGAUGAGGGUGAUCCUAAUUUGAAGAUGUCUUCCAAGAUGAAGAAAACACACAGGUCAACAGAGAGGGUUGGAAGUCUUGACAAAAAAGACAACCAUGUCUCUUCAAAGAUCAAAGGCAAGCUCGGUAGUAGGAGGAUCAAUGGGAAGGGUCAUUCUAAAAUGAAAAUUCGUCUCUUGAUAAAGAAAACACAGGAGUCUGGAAAGAGAAAAGAAAAUCAUGACAAAAGGGACAAGCAUGUAUCUCCAGAGAACGAAGGCAGGCUCGGUAACGGUAGGAGUGGAGGUGAGGGUGAUUGUAAUUUAAAAUCACUUUCCAAGUGGAAGGAAAGACGCGAGUCUGGAAAGAGCAACGGAAGUCUUGAUGGAAAGGAGGAGCAUGUCUCUUCAAAGAAUGAAGGCAGGCUCAGUAAUAGUAUGGAGCAUGAUGAUGUGAGGAUGAACCUAAAGAAACCUGUUGUUGGUGGCACUCCUGGGCGUUGUAGCGGUAAACUCUUUCUAUCAAAUACAGAAAUCACUAAGGGAAGUAAUGGCACCAUUGCCCUCGAGGACUUUUGUGAAGGUCAAUCUGUUGUAGUGAAGCGCCUUGUCCUGGCUCGCCAUGCUGUUGCUUUACAAGAAAUAGAGUCUCUGACAGCCUCUGACCAAGACCCAUAUAUUGUUCGGUUGUAUGGAGCUGAAUGUGAUCAGGAUUUUGUGUAUCUUGCUUUGGAGCUUUGUGCUUGCAGCUUAGAUGACCUAAUACGGGCACAUUCAAAUUCUUCAGAGAAAUCCGUCUUCCUUCAUGACCCAGCAUCAAAUGCCACGCAAUUGGAUUUAGUUGAGGGGACAAUGCCGGAUGUUAAUUUUUGGAGGGAAGAUGGCCAUCCCUCACCUUUGUUAAUCAAACGGAUGAGGUAAAUUUCGUGUCAUGACAUGUGAAAAAAAGGUUUAACUGAGAGACUACUGCAGUAUUUUGCUUCUGGUGGCACUCCUAAAUGGACUGUUGCAGACUUCUUAUUGUAUUUUGCGCUUGCUUGCCUAGACGUUACUUUUACCUGACUCUCAAACAUGUUCACAGAGACAAUCUUCACGCCUGAAUCAAACAGAGUGCUUUAGUCCUCUUCUUUUGCUGGCACUGAAUUAGUUCUCAGGCAGCAAUAUCCAAGUCAGCCAUAGGAGAGACAAUUAUUAGCCACUAACUGGCCUCAGUU